AUGGAUCAAUCAUUGACUUUAAUCAAUGCCCAAGUGCACUUCCUGGAGGAACCGGUGGUGCUGGUGCAUAUCCCACUGGAGCUGUACCCAUACUUCUUGAAAUCAGUCCUUAACUUGAUCUUUGAUGAAACACCUGCCCUAGAGAACCAACAGGAUCAAGAGAAUCAAGAUGAUGCGGCAGCAGAGGCAGAUGGAAAUGCCUCCGAGCAAGGCUAUAGACCACCCGCGUUCAUGAACGUCUCCAUUACUCCAGUCGAAGUCUCAAUCAUAUGUCCCAGACGUUUAGUCGAACAGUACUUCGACCCAGUGAUCAACGAGCUUGACCAACUCGACACUGCCCUCCGCUCCCGUCUGGAGGUGAGCGAGAAUGAUUAUAUCGCCAUGCAAGUCCUCGGCGAAGGCCUCGAAGCCGGCAAACGAGUCCUAGAAUUAACCAGUCCACUCGCACUGGCAGGGAUCUCCAUCUUCUUUAUCUCAACCUACUUCUCCGACUACAUCGUAGUCCCACUGCAAAGCAAAGCAAGCGUGAUGGCGGCCCUGGAAGCCCGCGGCUUCCAAUUCGAAAACGCAACUGCCGCCUUCGUCAGCCCCCUAAGCCCAAGUACAGAAAGACGACUAAGCGACCUAAUCCCACCACGCACCCCACCACCAUCCAACCUCGCCGAGCUACAAACCCGCACCUUCGACAACCUCCGCAAACGCGCCAUUACCCCGCAAGUCGACCCAACCCUGCGUCUCGUGCAAUGCGCCGCACACCACGAAUACGACAGCUCCGACUCCUCCAUGUCCAUCCUCCGCGACGCCCUAACAACAGUGCUAGUCGUUGACCAGCCGCGAUUCCUUUCUCUGACGCUCGCCUCGCUCGAUCCCGCGGCGUCCCUACUCCUAGAGAAGCGACUGCUUCCGCGGUUCGCGCGGCGCACGGCCUCGUACGAGGACGGCUCGGGGCUGCUGCUCGGCUCGAAAGAGGAUCACCUCGUCCCGAUUACGCUGGAUCUGCGUGAUCUGCCGCUCGAGGCGUCGGGUAUCAUUUGUGGUGUUGCGGGGCGGCUGGCUGAUGCGCCGGUGUCGCCUGUGUCAAGUGUGCUUAGCAGUGUUAGUAGCGGGAUUGGGGCGUUGAGGAUGUUUGAUUCUGUUGAGACGAGGUUGGAGAGUCGGGGGCAUAAUCUUGCGCCGUUGAGUGUUGCUGGGGAGGCGGUUGAGAUCAGUUUCUUGAGUACGGCGAGGGCGGGGACGAUUAUUGUUGGGGAGGAUGAUUUGGAGAGGGUUGUCGGGGCGCUGGAGGAGGAGAGGGAGAGGGAGAGGGAGAGCGCGGGGGAGGGGUUGGACUCGCAGACGCCGCCGGAUAGUCCGUGA
Molecule: messenger RNA, 1356 nt
Organism: Penicillium soppii
Lineage: Eukaryota; Fungi; Ascomycota; Eurotiomycetes; Eurotiales; Aspergillaceae
Product: ACT domain-containing protein
Exons: 3
Coding region: 1-1356 (451 amino acids)
Biological process (GO): regulation of intracellular signal transduction; cellular response to L-arginine
Cellular component (GO): cytosol
Source: RefSeq, a predicted model, not a curated record